CAAGUGUAUAAAAUACGAUCUGUUUGAGGUUGGGAGUUCGAACCAAACUCGGAAUGUGUGUUUGUGUUAAUUAUAUUUAGGAGGACCUUUGGUUUUCUAAACAGAGCUUUCCAGAGGCAGCCGCUGGAAGCGCCCCAGCAGAAAGAACUUGGCUUGAGGAGAACGCGAUUCCGAGCCAACCAACGGAAUACGCUUACGGCCUUCCUCUGCCUUCUUUCGCCGCCGCCGCCGCCGUCCUCCUGAUACAGCUUUCUCGUCUCGAACGCUUUCUCGCUCCCUCCGAAGGCCGAAGGAGAGAGAGGUAAAAGGGAUAGAGAAGGAUGUCGAAGAGUUUGGUCCAGCCGAUCGGGCAGAAGCGGCUGACGAACGUGGCUAUCGUCCGUCUCAAGAAGCACGGCAUCCGUUUCGAGAUCGCCUGCUACAAGAACAAGGUCCUUUCCUGGCGUUCCGGAGUUGAAAAAGAUUUGGAUGAAGUCCUGCAGUCACAUACUGUUUAUGCAAAUGUUUCUAAAGGAAUUCUUGCAAAAUCGAAGGAUUUGAUUGCAGCUUUUGGCACUGAUGAUCAGUCAAAAAUAUGCUUGGAGAUUCUGGAAAAAGGAGAGCUUCAAGUUGCUGGGAAAGAGAGAGAGUCUCAGCUAUCAAGUCAGUUCCGGGAUAUUGCAACAAUAGUUAUGCAGAAGACUAUCAAUCCAGAAACUCAGCGCCCUUAUACGAUCAGCAUGAUUGAGAGGCUUAUGCAUGAAAUUCAUUUUGCAGUGGAUCCUCAUACUAGCUCAAAGAAACAGGCUCUGGAAGUUAUACGUGAGCUUCAAAAACACUUCCCUAUAAAGCGAUCCCCAAUGAGACUUCGGCUUAUUGUACCAGAGAAGAAUUUUUCUGUUCUCAUGGAUAAGCUUGAUGGAUGGAAUGCACGCAUUGUUUCAAAGGACGAAUCUGGAAAUCAGCAAUCUGUUGUCUGUGAAAUACAACCUGGUCUUUUCCGUGAUUGUGAUGUUCUCAUGAGAAAUUUGCAAGGAAGGUUGGAACUACUGGCUGUAUCAGUGCAUUUGGAGGGGGAUGCGCAUGUAGAUGAGUAUGAUGAUGCUGAAGACCUUCGCUCAAAGUCCACAAAGGAAUCAGAUUCCAUGGUCCAAAUAAGUGAGAGAUUACAGAAGCAGAAGAUUUCUACCGAAACUAGAAGUGAUCAAGAGCAGGCCAAACAGAACAGAUGUAGCACAUGCGAUGCAGUGGUGGGAGAUGCUCAACAGUAUAGGGAGCACUUCAAAUCGGAAUGGCACAAGCAUAACCUGAGGAGAAAGACUAGGCAGCUUCCUCCGCUAACCGCUGAGGAAUGCUUAGCUGACAUGGAAGUGGGUCAUGUGGAAGCGGAUCUGAAGGAAUAUUCUUUCUAAAGUGAGUAAAGUUCAGAUAUGCCAAUUUUUGUUAGCCGACAGUCACACGAGAAGCGUAUUCAUACAUACUUGUGAAGUUAAUUUAGGGACUUGAUUGGCUUGGACGUGCUGCUGCCUACUCUGGUAAAAACGCAAGCAUAGGAAAUUUAGAUGACCUUAUGGAUGAGAAUACUACCCUUGUCUGGCUAUCUUAAAAUAUUCCAGUGUCUUUAUACUAAACCAGUUGCGAUCCGUAUGUAAUUGUGCAAGGAUUUCUGUAAUAUUCAUCCAAGUUUUAUGUUUCUGUUCUCCUCCCUCCUC
Elaeis guineensis (African oil palm) is the source of this 1691-nucleotide messenger RNA. NCBI's taxonomy places the organism in Eukaryota, Viridiplantae, Streptophyta, Magnoliopsida, Arecales, Arecaceae. The record is from RefSeq and is a predicted model, not a curated record.